This is a messenger RNA of Topomyia yanbarensis, 586 nucleotides long. It is a transcript of the gene ND-13B, whose product is annotated as NADH dehydrogenase [ubiquinone] 1 alpha subcomplex subunit 5. Lineage: Eukaryota; Metazoa; Arthropoda; Insecta; Diptera; Culicidae. The transcript has 3 exons. Bases 138 to 509 code for a protein of 123 amino acids. The record is from RefSeq and is a predicted model, not a curated record. Gene Ontology annotation, biological process: respiratory electron transport chain.
UUUUGAGUUACGAACUUCUCACUUAUUGACUUUUCUUUCUUAUUGAGUAUUGACGUUCAAGGAGAACUUUGGAAUAUUUUCAAUUUUGUUUAAUUUAGAACGUACAGAAGAAUUAACAUAUUAAAUAUCACAGAAAGAUGUCUGGUGCUAUUAAAAAGGCGACGGAACUAACCGGAUUAGCCGUGGCCAAAAAUCCACACCAUACUUUGACGGCGUUGUACAAUAAGAUCCUACGAGCUGUUGCCAAAAUGCCCCAAGAUGCGGCCUAUCGUCGAUAUACGGAGCAGGUCGUCAAUGAGCGGGUCAAAUGUGUUGCAUCGUCCCCAACUGUACGUGAAAUUGAAGAAAAAAUAAAUUGCGGUCAGGUUGAAGAACUAAUAAUUCAAGCUGAAAACGAACUGAACUUAGCCCGCAAGAUGUUGGGUUGGAAACCGUGGGAGCCGCUUAUUAAACAUGCGCCAGCUACACAAUGGGCGUGGCCACCGGCAAAAAUCCAUGAACUCAAGUAAUCCCUUAUGUUUAUCUAAUGCUACACUCGGAGCUAGCUAUAUUGUCCUGUAAAUAGAUUGCGGGUUAGUACAACAAA